GGGGCGCGCUAAGAGAGACCAGCAGGUCGUCAUCCCUGGUGUGCACUGUGAUCUCUGGAAACUCUCUGCACUGUUCCCUCCGUUUGGUCUCCUGUGCCAAAAAAAGAAAAUGGCUAAUGUUGAAAAAUUUGCUUUUCACGUCCCAAGUCUCGAGGAACUUGUGGGAGUACUGCAGAAUGGAUUACAAGAAAAUUUUGCCGAAGUCCAGGUCUCAGUGGUUGACUGUCCUGAUCUAACUAAGGAACCCUUCACCUUUCCUGCUAAAGGAAUCUGCGGGAAGCCCAGAAUCGCAGAUGUUGGGGGUGUGCCUUAUCUCAUACCUCUUGUGAACCGAGAAAAGAUUUACAACCUGAAUGUCGUGGCCAAGGAGAUGGAGCUGCCCGGAGCUUUCAUUCUUGGAGCCGGAGCCGCCCCGUUUAGGACGCUUGGAGUAAAUGCCGAGUUUAUUCCUAUUGUCCAAGCUGAGAGCGAACAGAUGCGGGCGGUGAAUGGGAGCUACAUUGCUCAGAUUAACCCAGCAGACGGGGAGUGUCUCCUGGAGAAGUACAGUGCGAAAUAUGAGGAUUGUGACUUUGGGUUGCUGGCGAAUUUGUAUGCCAGUCAAGGUCAGCCUGGAAAGGUCAUCGAAGUGAAGGCCAGAGGAAGAACUGGAAAGCGUAACUUUGUGACCUGUAUGAGAGAAACUCUUGAGAAACAUUACGGCGAUAAACCUGUCGGGAUGGGAGGCACUUUUGUUAUUCAGAAGGGAAAGGCAAAGGUUCACGUCAUGCCUCCGGAAUUUUCUUCCUGUCCCCUGAACAGCGAUGAAGAUGUGAAUAAUUGGCUGAAGUUUUUCGAAGUGAAAGCUCCGUUGAUUUGUCAGCCGGUAUUUGUUUCCCGUGACCCAGGAUUUGAUCUGCGAGUGGAGCACACCCAUUGUUUCAGUCACCACGGAGAAGGCGGGCACUACCACUACGACACCACUCCAGACACGGCGCAGUAUCUCGGCUACUUCCUCCCUGCAGAGUUUCUCUAUCGGAUCGACAGGCCGAAGGAGACCCAUUUGGUCGGGCGAGACUAAUUCAGCGAGAGUAGUCAGGGGCCAGACUUCAUUAAAAACCCAAUCUCCCCUGAAACAGAACGCCCAGAAGCUGAACCCUGAUUCCUUUGGCAUCAUCAGGGGAAAGGGUGUAUUGAAACUUUUUUGGCCGAAGACCUGUCAGAUCGUAUCCUGUGUCAUUCAAUCGUAGGAGGGAAACCUUUUAGCUCCUAAUUGUUGAUGCCGUUAUAGUAAGCAGUCGGAAUUGAAUGCGUAGAGUUCUGUAAGUCGUUGGAGGGAAACCUUUUAGCUCCUAAUUGUUGAUGCCGUUAUAGUAAGCAGUCGGAAUAGAGUUCUGUAUUAGGUAUGUGGUGACAUAUCUACUGCCUGUGAGGUGCUAACUGCAUAAUCAGAUGUUUCUCAACGUCAAUGAUUGUGAAGAAUAUGAGGACCCAUUUAUAGGAAUAGCCUGAUUUCCUAUACUGCGCAAUAUAUUUCCCUGAUUUUCUUGUUCGAUCAAAAACGAUGGUGUAUUUUCUUAAAAAUCAUUAACAUUCUUUAGAGGAAUAGCCUGAUUCCCUUUUGCACAAUAUAUUUUCCUGAUUUUCUUGUUCGAUCAAAAACAAUGGUGUAUUUUCUUAAAAAUCAUUAACAUUCUUUAGAGGAAUAGCCUGAUUCCCUAUUGCACAGUAUAUUUUCCUGAUUUUCUUCUUUGAUCAGAAACAAUGCUGUGUUUUCUUAAAAAUCAUUAAAAGUUGAUUAUUCUCACGG
Tachyglossus aculeatus (Australian echidna) is the source of this 1789-nucleotide messenger RNA. It is a transcript of the gene BKGD, whose product is annotated as chromosome 20 C11orf54 homolog. Bases 110 to 1060 code for a protein of 316 amino acids. The transcript is spliced from 9 exons. Gene Ontology annotation, cellular component: nucleus. The record is from RefSeq and is a predicted model, not a curated record. Gene Ontology annotation, molecular function: zinc ion binding; hydrolase activity, acting on ester bonds. NCBI's taxonomy places the organism in Eukaryota, Metazoa, Chordata, Mammalia, Monotremata, Tachyglossidae.